Molecule: messenger RNA, 546 nt
Organism: Vicia faba (fava bean)
Lineage: Eukaryota; Viridiplantae; Streptophyta; Magnoliopsida; Fabales; Fabaceae
Source: the annotation of a GenBank genome assembly
AUGGAGUCUGAUCAAUAUGAACAAGGUGGUGGAGAUGAUCAAGGUGAUGCAAAACAAGUGGUCAACCUUAGAUCCUACGAGUGCAAUUUCUGCAAGAGAGGUUUCUCUAAUGCACAAGCACUAGGUGGACACAUGAAUAUCCAUAGAAAAGACAAAGCAAAACUCAAACAACAAUCUUCAAAUAUGGAGGCAAAUUCUAGUGAUAUUCAAGAGGCAAACAAGUUAUUAUUACCAAACUUGAAUUCUAAUAUUGUUUUGUGUCAGUCUCAACAACAAGAUCAACACCAUGCUCCAAGAGAUGUUGAUGAAACUCUUGUGACUCAAGUGAGACAACAACUUCCACUUUUUUCUGAAUCACCAACAAAAAGUGAAAUGCAAAAGCCACAAUUAUCACAAGGUGAAACUACUACUGCUGCUACUAGUACUACAGAAGAGGCUUUGUUAUCGUCUGGUCAACAUUCUCCAAUGGAGUUAGACCUAGAACUGAGAUUAGGGCCUGAGCCACAUGAUUCAUCAGCACCAACUGGUACAAGAAAAUUCUUUUGA